This is a messenger RNA of Plodia interpunctella (Indianmeal moth), 669 nucleotides long. It is a transcript of the gene MED9, whose product is annotated as Mediator complex subunit 9. The coding region runs from base 174 to 524 and encodes 116 amino acids. Gene Ontology annotation, cellular component: mediator complex. The record is from RefSeq and is a predicted model, not a curated record. Gene Ontology annotation, biological process: regulation of transcription by RNA polymerase II. Gene Ontology annotation, molecular function: transcription coregulator activity. Lineage: Eukaryota; Metazoa; Arthropoda; Insecta; Lepidoptera; Pyralidae. The transcript is spliced from 3 exons.
UCACGUUAUGACUUCUCCUCGGCGAAAGCAAAGCCCAGCAAAGCAAGCAAAAUGUUAAAAUGUUGCAACGAAAAGUUAUUUAAUUGUGAAUUAUAAUUUUACUUUGGGUCGAUUUUCCUACCUUUUAUUUUAGGCAAGUGAAUUUUCGUAAUUUGUGUGCAUUUACUCGUAUCAUGGAAAAUAACACAGAUCAUUCAGACCAAAACAACUACAACUCGCUAUCAGUCCAAGACGUAGAUGUUGAUUUUUUGCCAAUUGUGUAUGAAAUUAUAAGAAGCGUUGAGCGAGAUUACCACGACAACUCUGCCAAGGCCCGCGAGUCGGCGGACUGCAGCCACAAGGUUCUCGAAUUGCAGAAAAAAUUAGACAUAGCACGUUCUCAGAUAAAGCGUCUCUCUGGUAUUGAUUACAACAAACAAGACCAGCUGAAGCAAUUUGAAAUCUUGCGCACCCAGCUGCGACUGAAACGAGAACUCCUACAGAAGUACCGGAACAUGUGCUCCUUUGAAACCUCAUUCAAGUGACAGUAACCAUGCCUCUACGUGCUUUGCUCAGGUAUUUGGCCAACAAUGAACACCUGGUGCAGAAGAUAGCAGAGUCUUACCCAGUGAGGCGGGCUGCUCAGUUGGCAGUCUCAGUAUUCUACAGAGGCAAGGAGAAACUGUCUGA